Balaenoptera acutorostrata (minke whale) is the source of this 4159-nucleotide messenger RNA. It is a transcript of the gene CFAP53, whose product is annotated as cilia and flagella associated protein 53. Bases 1 to 1710 code for a protein of 569 amino acids. Lineage: Eukaryota; Metazoa; Chordata; Mammalia; Artiodactyla; Balaenopteridae. The record is from RefSeq and is a predicted model, not a curated record. The transcript is spliced from 8 exons.
AUGGUCACCAUGGUGACGGGACCAACUUCCGCCCCACUCACCUGCCCAGAGCCCCGCGAGGCGCACCAUGGCAACCGGACCGCUGCGUCGCGGAAUCUCGUCCCUCAGGUCGCUGUGGCUGGGGAAUCGCGGCGGGCGCCGCCCCCAACCCGAGGGGACUCGAAAAUGUACAGCCAGCGAUUUGGCAUCGUACAGCGGGAGGUUAAGGGCCCCACUCCCAAAGUGGUGAUCGUGAGAGCCAAGCCUCCCAAAGGCCAAGGGGCUGAGCAUCAUCUGGAAAGAAUCCGACGCAGCCAUCAGAAGCAUCAUGCUAUUUUGGCUUCCAUUAAGUCAAACGAGCGGGAUCGCUUGAAAGCUGAGUGGGACCAGCACAAUGACCGCAAGUUUGUGGACAGUCUUGUGAAAGCAAGAGUCAAGGAUGCCAUGCAAGGGUUUAUCAUCAAUACUGAAGAAAGACGAAAUAAGUUACGUGAACUUUUAGCAUCAGAAGAAAAUGAAUAUUUCAUUGAAAUGCAAUUGAAAGAAGAAACAAUUGAGGAGAAAAAAGAUAGAAUGAGAGAUAAAGUCAGAUUAUUAAGAGAGAAGAAAGAAAAAGAGAGACAGGAUUUUGUGGCUGAAAAGCUAGACCAGCAAUUCAGGGAACGCUGUGAGGAGCUCCGUGUUGAGUUGUGCUGUAUCCAUCAGAAGGCAGUGAGCAAGGAGCGGAAAGCACAGAUAGCAUUUAAUGAGGAGCUGAAAAGGCAGAAGCUGGUGGAAGAGCAGAUGUUCUCAAAGCUCUGGGAGGAAGACCGACUGGCCAAAGAGAAGCGAGAAGCCGAAGAGGCGAGGAGACAGAGAGAGCUGAUGGAGAACACACGGCUGGGGCUGAAUGCCCAGAUCACCAGCAUCCAGGCGCAAAGGCAGGCAGCGCGGCGGCUGAAGGAGGAGGAGGCGCGCCUUGUGGAAAGUGACAAAGCACAGGUGAAACUUGAGAAUGAACAGGAUAAGCUAAAGAAACAGAAGACAAAACAGGAAAUGAGGGCUGCUUUGCAAAAAGCCCUCCAAGAGAAGAUGGAGCAUAUUCAGCAGGAAUACAGAGAAGAUCAGGACUUGAACAUGAAGAUCAUGCAAAGCGCCCUUCAAAACUUACAGGAAGAGGCUGAUAAAAAGAAGCAAAAGAGAGAAGAUAUGAUAAGAGAACAGAAGAUAUAUCAUCAGUACUUGGCACAGUGGCAUAAGGAAGAAAAAGCUCAGGAGAAAGAACUGGACAGAAUGUUAGAGAAAGAGAUGGAAAAGAAGUUUGCUGAGAAGGGCAAGGAGCUGAGACUUGAAAAGGAGUCAAGAAAACAACUUUUGAAUGAGGUCAUGUGUACAAGAAAACUGCAAGUUCAAGAAAAGUUGCAACGAAAAGCAAAAGAACAGGAAGAACGUGCUAUGGAACAGGAACGCAUAAAUGAAGGUCUUAAAGAGCUUAACCGUGAAGAGAGGGAGGAUUUUACAAGACGCUCCAGUUUAGCCCAGGAGUACAGGAAGCAACUUCAGUUGCAAAUGUGCUCCCAACAGCAAGCCCGUGAAGCAGAGAAGGAGGAGGAACGCCGAGAGUUUGAAGCAGGGGUGACAGCAGAGAAGAAUUUCCAGGACAAGAUCCAGGAGAUCCUGUCCACCCAUCAAGUGCUGCCCCAAAAUAUUCAUCCCAUGCGGAGAGCAUGCCCUAAUAAGCUUCCACCAUAGUUUUGUAAACAUCAACCUAGUUUUUCCCAGUCUUUUACUAUUUUAAACUAUAGUAUGCUUGUAUAUCCCUUUUAACUCAUGGAUAAACUGUUCUUUUAUACUCUGAGUUUGCAUAAUUAUAUGCCACGAAAUUUUCUUCUUACAAAUUAAACUGUUCCUUUUUGAGAUUUCAUAGACUGACAAAUCUGAAUGAUCUACUUCCUAUCACAUAGUUAUUUUCCUUAUUUAUCUCCAUGCCUCCCUUUCUUGUUCAUUUAUUAAUAGCUUCACUUUCUUCCAUCCAUCUGCCAAUAUGCCCAUUUCCUCUUGCCUCCUUUCUCUUCUCUCUCACAGACAUAAUUCACAACAUUAGCCGGGCAUUUUUGCAGGCAGAGCUGGGACUAUCAGCCACUUUCAUUAACCCGUUUAUUCAGUCAUUAAACAAAUGUUUACUGAGUACCUUUCAUGUGCCAGCACCAGUCUGGAUCCUGAGACUUCAGCAAGAACAAAGCAAACCCCUUGCUCUCAUGGAGAUUACAUCCUAGUGGAGGAAACCAGGUAAGUGUUAAGUGCUAUAGGCAAGAAGUGGCAGGAGUGCUAUUUUAUUUUAUAUGUGAUAGUCAGAAUAGAUCUCUUUGAGCAGCUGAUAUUUGAAUGAACCAGCCAUGUGGCUAUCUGGGGGGAAAACAUCCCAGGCAGCAGAAAGAGCCAGUGCAAGGGCCUUGGGGCAGAAGUCUGCUUAGUGCAUAUGAGGCAUUGCAUUUGUGCUGGAGUAGAGUGAGGAGAGAGUGGUAGAAGACUAAUUGGAAAGGUAGUGGGGGCCAGAUGAUGUAAGGCCUUGGAACCAGGGUAAAGACUGGCUUUUACUUCUGUAGGAAGCUGUUAUAGGGUUUUGAUCAGAGGAGCAACGUGAUACGAUGUAACAGGGUUGUCGGGUACCAUGUAGAGAAUAGACUUCAAGGAGACAAGAAACAAGGAUUCAGUUAAGAAGUGAUCACAAUAUCCCAGGUUAAGGGUGAUGGUAGUGUGGUAGCCAGCUGCCAAGAUGACCCCUAAUAAUUCUCAAUGUAGAGAAUGUACACACAGAAGUACGUGUUUAUGCCCUUGUAUAGCCCCCUUCCACCCUGAAUCUUGGGCACUAUGUAAAAUGUGUGCAUUUACUGGUUAAAAAAAAAAAAGGUAGAAAGAAAUCGACAUGUUUAUACUCCUAAAGUUCAGCAUUAUAAUUAUUUUCACUUCUUUGAAAAGUUCCCUCCAAGGCUUUUUCUAUAUGGAUACUCAUUUUUACAUUGUAAAUACACUGCCAUGUUUCUUCACCUAUCACAUUUACAAAUGGCUACAUAAUAGUCUACUGUUUGUCCUAUAAUUUAUUAAACAUUGGACUUUGAGUUUAUUUCAAAUUUGUCACUGUUACAAAUUUUUCUAUACAACAUUCAUUUGAAUUAUUUCCUUAGAGUCAUGCAAUUCCCUGGAGUGGGAUUUUUGGGUCAAAGGGGAUAAACAUUUAUAUACUUUUGCUUUCAAGCACCACAUUUGCAAAAGAAGUUUUUAGAGUUGCAGGCUCUUUAGGGAAAUGUUUUCAGGGCCAGUUGGUAUUCUCCCUGAAGGUUUAAAAUGUAUUUAAGCAAAUUGUUUGCUAGAAUCUCUGAGAGGUUUUUUCUUUAACCUUUCUACCCAUUCAUCCACUCUUAACCUCAGCUCUGGGAAUCUAGCUCCUCCUUUGGAUCCUUUCGAGCCUCCUUGUGGCCAACAUUAAUUUCUAAUCCAAAAGUGGGAGUGGGAGUCUUGGCCACAAAAAAAAGAAAAAAAGAAGACUAUCAUUGAAGUUUUGUUGAAAAUCAACUGACCGUUAAUAUAAGGGUUCAUUUCCAGACAUGCUACUCUGUUCCAUUAAUUUGUCUGUCCUUACACCAACACAAAACUGUAGUGAUCAUCACUGUAGCCUUUAAUAAGACUUGAAAUUGGUAGUGUAAGGCAUCCAAUGUUGUUCUCUUUUUUUCCGCCCAAAAUUGUUUUGUCUAUUCUAGUUUCUUUAAAUUUCCAUAUAAUUGUUAGGAUUGUCUUGUCAAUUUCUACAAAGAUGCCUACUGAGAUUUUGAUAGAGAUUGCAUUGAAUCUAUAGAUCAAUUUGGGGAGAACUGCCAUCUUAACAAUAAUGAGUUUUCUAACCCAUGAAGAAGAUCUAUCUCCCCAUCCACUGAGGUCAUGUUUAAAUUUUUAAGCAAUGUUUUAUGGUUUUCAGUGUGCAGGACUUGUGCUUCUUUUGUUCAACUUAUUCCUAAGUAUUUCUCUUCAAUGCUAUUACAAACAGAAUUGUUUGCUCAAAUUCAUUUUUGGAUUUUUCAUUGUUAAUGUAUAGCAAUGUGACUGAUUUUUGUAUAUUGAACUCGUAUCCUGUGACCUUGCUAAACUCACUUAUUAGUUCUUGUAGGGUUUUUUUUUUUUUUUGAGAUUGUGUAGGAUUUCCUAC